GAGUGAGGGAUGCAUAAUUUGACUUUGAGGCACAAACACACAUACAGUAUAUCACUGUUACAAAGUACGACAACUGCACCAGCACAAAAUGCCUAGUGCUUUACGAGCAAAUCUCACACCCGAACAAUAUAAGCUAUAUUAGUAUUACAUGAAAAAUUCAGAAGAAGCAGAGAGCAGGUAAGCUAAGGUAAGUAAGAAGAAUAGGGCCAUUGUCGAGAGGGCUUGCUUACUUGCUGUUUCUAUAUGAUUACCUAGCAACUGCAGAAAGCUAGUAGCAACAUGAGGAAGACAAGAAGCAGAGAGGAGACUGGUGAUGAGGCCAAACUAAUUGAGGAAGAAGCAGGGAGAGGGGAUCCAACUGGAGAAAGUUCGAGCAGAGGAUCAGGUGAGACAGCAUCUGGGUUUGGUGGACUAAGGCUUGAAGGGAUUGUCGGCAUUAUAGAAGCUUCUGCCGGGGAUGGAGACAUCUCGCUUGAACCUGGAGUAGGGAACAGAGGAGACACAUCUGGAGACAUGGCCGGAGGAGAAGCUGAGAAACUCGAUGGAGCUUCAGGCAAAUACGAAGGUGCAGCUGAUAUGAGUGAUAGAAUGGUGAAGGCUACUAACAGAGAGACGGCCAUGGUUACUGUGAAUGUGGUGUGUCUCUCUGCUUCUCUGACUAUGUUUUUGUGAGAGGUAAAAGAAAAAAAGGAUGACACACUGAAGAAGAAAAAGGUAUACAGCUAUAGAGGUGUAGACAUUGCUGCAUUUCAUCUAUCAUCAAAAUCGGAUGUUGAAUCAUUUGUUGACUUUGGUCAGUACACUCAUCUGAACACAAUGGCUGAGCAUUCUUAUGGCCAACUUUCUAUUAAACUCAAUCCCUAGAGGAUUGAAGAAAGAAGAAAGAAUU
Molecule: messenger RNA, 889 nt
Organism: Capsella rubella
Lineage: Eukaryota; Viridiplantae; Streptophyta; Magnoliopsida; Brassicales; Brassicaceae
Source: RefSeq, a predicted model, not a curated record